This is a messenger RNA of Apaloderma vittatum (bar-tailed trogon), 570 nucleotides long. It is a transcript of the gene FERD3L, whose product is annotated as Fer3-like bHLH transcription factor. The coding region runs from base 1 to 570 and encodes 189 amino acids. The record is from RefSeq and is a predicted model, not a curated record. The transcript has a single exon. Gene Ontology annotation, biological process: developmental process; regulation of transcription by RNA polymerase II. Lineage: Eukaryota; Metazoa; Chordata; Aves; Trogoniformes; Trogonidae. Gene Ontology annotation, molecular function: RNA polymerase II transcription regulatory region sequence-specific DNA binding; DNA-binding transcription factor activity, RNA polymerase II-specific; protein dimerization activity.
AUGUCAGCCAGCCUCUUCCCAGCCCACCAGCGCCCGGAGCUGCUGGAUGAGCUGCACGGCAGAGUCCCGCAAGUUCCCUGCCCGGAGGGGCUGCUGGGGGCCUCGGUGCUGGAUUUCGUGGCCGACCUCUCCCUGGGCACUCCCCAGGGUGCCCCCAGGGCCGGACCGGGCCUGGGGCUCUGCGAGGUCACCUCCGGGCCUCCCUUCGGGGACAGAGCCCUGUCACUCCGGGAAGGGAUGGCCCGGGGACUGCCCCUGGCUGCCUUCGGAGAUGGAGAUCCCGAAGAUGAGGAAGAGGAGGAGGAAGAAGAGAGGAUGCGGAGCGCUUCCCUCUUGGACAGACCCAGGAGAAAGCGGGUUAUCACCUACGCCCAGCGCCAGGCUGCCAACAUACGGGAGAGAAAGAGGAUGUUCAACCUCAACGAGGCGUUUGAUCAGCUGAGGAAGAAGGUGCCCACCUUCGCCUACGAGAAGAGGCUCUCUCGGAUAGAGACAUUGCGCCUGGCCAUAGUCUACAUCUCCUUCAUGACUGAGCUCCUGGACAGCUGCAGCAGGCAGGAGGCGAGCUAG